This is a messenger RNA of Salvelinus sp. IW2-2015, 1990 nucleotides long. Lineage: Eukaryota; Metazoa; Chordata; Actinopteri; Salmoniformes; Salmonidae. The record is from RefSeq and is a predicted model, not a curated record.
CUGCCAGGGACGGACAGGGGAGGGGAAUAGAGAGCAUAAUUGCUUGCUUUACUCAGCUUGUAGGCAGGCAGACCGUUUAGGCAGAGAGACACAGAAGAACACUUGGAGAGAUUGAGAGGAGGCACAAAAUAAAGAAAGAGAGAAGUAAGAUAAAAGGGAAACAAAUCACCAACAGCACAAAAAAAUGGAUCCCAACAAGAUGCCAAACGCCCCACCACCAGGCUGGAACCCAGAUGAGAAGUCUGGGAUGGGACAACCAGCUCCUCCACCCUACCAGGACCACCCCCAGUACCCCAACACAGGAUACCCUGUACCAGCAGGCUACCCCGCCAAUCCCCAGGGCUACGCACCACCGCCACAGUAUGGAGGAGCUCCUGGGGCCCCUUACAGCCAGCCAUACCCCCAGGGACAGUACCCCCAGGGACAGUACCCCCAGGGAGAGUACCACCAGUCCACCGUCACAGUCCAGCCUACGGUGUUUGUGACCCAUGGAGCUCUGCCUUACCCUCUGCCAGACUACCUGGGCUACUCCAUUUUCACCAUGCUGUGCUGCUGCCUGCCACUUGGCAUCGCUGCACUUAUCUACUCCAUCUCGACUAGAGACGCCAACAACCAGGGUCACCAGCAGAUUGCUGAGAAGAAUUCUCGUCUAGCGCGGAUACUGAACCACACCGCCCUGGGUAUCGGCAUCACCAUCAUCGUCCUGUACACCGUCUCUGCCCUCAUCCUGGGAAACCGUAUCGACUGAUCUGACAUCUCAACACCGGCUAGCACCACAGCCACCGCUUCUCUCAACCCCAGCACCCAAAAUCAUCCUAACCUUGACCACAUACAAUAGGUGCCGGUGACAGGCACUUUCCAAAGAGAUACAUCUCACUGGGGACACACUGGUUGAAUCAACGUUGUUUCCACGUCGUUUCAAUGAAAUGGUGUUGAACCAACGUGGAAUAGACGUUGAAUUGACGAAUGUGCCCUGUGGGAUAUAUCAUAAUGCUGUUUAUUCAUCAAUGUUUAUGACAUACAUUUUGAAAAACUACAUCUAAUGACUUACUUUUUUUUUAAUACCUGCAGACCGGAUAGUUUAAAUCAUUCAUUAUUUUGCCUGUUUAAUUGUAUAUUUAAUAUACAUAAAUAAACACCAAAUUAUUGACACUAAUUGUAUUUUGGAAUAUUUCUAAUACAUUUCUGAAGGAUAGUGUAUGUAUAUUCAGUGUGUAUGGAUAAGUCAUAUCAGAGUUUAAAGACAGAUUUGACAAUGUUAUGAGAAUGCAGCAGAAAGAGACUAUUCUUAAAGUCUUAGAAGACAUGUAUUACUGGUUGUCAUUACACAGAGUACCAGUGAGGUAAAAUGUUUACUCUUGUGAGCGGUAACAACUCAAUGUCAAAUAUUUACUUCUUGUUACACAAGUGUAUCAAUUUCCUCAAUUCAGUGUUCUUUGCUGUCGGCAAUGACACAAGCAAUAUCUAAUUCAACUUAUUUUGGACAACUGUGGAGACUAAGGUCUACAUUCAAUCUGUAGCAUGGAAGGUCUGUCGUAUAGCACGAUUGAAAUUUAAAGUUAAUUUCCGAUUGAGUCAACAUAUGCAACAUUUACCGUGAACGCAGUCUCCUCGAACGCAGGAACAUUUCUUUUUUCCUUUUGGUACGGAUUGAAUCUAGCUCUAGAAGUCAAAYGGAAUUGCCACGCUGUUCCAGUUUGGCCUUACAGUUGUUUAAUUUGGUAAAAAUGUCCCCACUAUCAAUGUCAUUUAUAGUCACAUAUUGUCAGAUUAUGUUUAAGGCUGUAUAGAUAUAUAUUUUAUUUUACUAUAUAUUCAGUGAUGCUCACCUCUUCUAUUUACCAAGGAAAUGUCUUUUAUCCUUCUCUAAAGUGUGUAGUUGAUGGAAAAAUGUUUGUUUGUUUGUGAAAACACAAAAGAAGAGGCCAUUAUCAGAAUACAGAUAUGUAAACCAAAUUUGUUUUUAAAUAAAGCUCAAAGGGUAAAUAAA